AUGUCAUCAUUUUGUGGCUUUGAUGAAGCGUCUUUCGACGAUUUUGAGGAUUAUACAUCCGAGGAUAGCGGUUUCGAGAAAAGUUUAGAAUCCAACUGUGACUUAUCGUUCAAUUUUGCCCCACGGAAGCUAAGUUUUGAAUCAAAGAAUUUGGCUUCAACUGUUUCAGACCAAGAGCAACCCGGUCCUAGGAAACGGGGUAGAAAAUCAUUGAAAGAUAAGAGCCUGGAACAGCUAUCAGCGGAAUUUAGUCCUAGCUUGGGCGUUCAAACUUCAACACCAACUAAACCACCGGCCGCUAAUGGCGAAGCAAAACCCAAGCGAAAGUAUGCAAUGGGGAAAAGCCGCAUAACGAGAAAUCGUAGCCCCACCCAAGUCAUGAAGAUCAAGCGAUUCCGCAGAAUAAAAGCAAACGAUCGAGAACGGAAUCGAAUGCAUACGCUAAAUGAAGCCCUCGAGAAGUUACGCCUUACUCUUCCAACGUUUCCAGAGGAUACCAAGUUAACAAAGAUCGAAACGCUUAAGUUUGCUUAUAAUUAUAUAUUUUCCCUAGUUCAACUACUCGAACUCGACGGUGAAGUUCAUUUGGAUUUGGAAAAACUACAAAGUCUUACUCUAAGUGGCGAACGGAUUACGAAGGAAUUGUUCGACGCCAUGUUCGUUAAUCCACCUCCACAUUUCAUGGAUCCCGGAUUCAGCUGCAAUGAUUUUUACAGUAGCAUGCACCAAUAUUCAAUCUCAAUGAGUGAUCCACAGGUAUACGAUCACCAAAACUUCUCUCGACAAAACUAUCAAAUGUUCCGAGGAGCCUUCGACGCAGCCUAUCACGACAGUGCCCACAAGAGUCAUUCUUUAAACCAUACUUUUCCUCCGACGGGUUACCCAACUGUUGGACUUCCUCAAAAUGGUUCAACUUCAAUGUACAACUCUCCUUACUAUAGUGGGACACCUCACAGUAGUACGUCUCUUCCGGUGGAUUUAAAUAGUUCCUCAUACCCGGCCAUGACACCGGCGGGCAGAAGCUGUGCCAAAGCAUCCAUCAUCCCGUCAGCCCAGCAAGGAAUGCAUUACGGGAGUAGUUUCUACAGCCAAACACCGCCCUGGUCCGAUACUUCGAAUUACAGUGAAGCAGCCGGGUUCCCGAUGGACGGUUCCCGGAAAGCUUGUGAGACUUAUCCUGUUCAGUUGUAG
Messenger RNA from Sabethes cyaneus, 1191 nucleotides. RefSeq names its product basic helix-loop-helix neural transcription factor TAP (gene tap). The record is from RefSeq and is a predicted model, not a curated record. The transcript has a single exon. The coding region runs from base 1 to 1191 and encodes 396 amino acids. Gene Ontology annotation, molecular function: protein dimerization activity. NCBI's taxonomy places the organism in Eukaryota, Metazoa, Arthropoda, Insecta, Diptera, Culicidae.